UCUCUCUCUCUUGCCUGUCUGCCUGACUCAGAAGUGAGAACUUACUGGGCAGCUGUGUCAGAGUACUGGGGGCUUCCAAGAUACCUCACCUUAUUAUCUGCCCUGUGGUUUCUGGGGGUGCACUGUAAAGAUGUCCUGGAGACGGGUCAUCCUCCUGUCAUCUCUCUCAGCCCUGGUGCUCCUGUGUAUGCUACAGGAGGGGACCAGCGCUUCUGUGGGGAGCAGACAGGCAGCUGCAGAGGGGGUGCCGGAAGGUGUGAAACAGAAGAUUUUCAUGCAAGAAUCUGAUGCCUCUAAUUUCCUCAAGAGGCGUGGCAAGCGGUCCCCUAAGUCCCGAGAUGAAGUCAACGCGGAAAACAGACAGAAGCUGCGGGAUGAUGAGCUGCGGAGGGAGUAUUACGAGGAGCAAAGGAACGAGUUUGAGAACUUCGUGGAGGAACAGAGAGAUGAGCAGGAAGAGAGGACCAGGGAGGCAGUGGAGCAGUGGCGUCAGUGGCAUUAUGAUGGCCUGUAUCCUUCCUACCUCUACAACCGCCAAAACAUCUGACCUCAUCCCAAAGCAACUGGGGAAGAGAAGCAUGCGGCAUGCCUCCCACCUCUCCACAGACGGACCCACAAGGUGAAACUCCCUCACUGCCUGGUCAACAGCUCCAGGAGACACACCCUCCCUUUCUUCUGAUGCCUGGCUUUUGCUUCUUUAUGGAUGUUUGCUUUGUUUUGUUUUUGAGUGAGCAACCAUUUGUGGUUCUUCCCAGCAUCAAAUCUACACCUGCCCCCUUGCUUAGCCACCAGAAAUGGAAUCAGAAUGCCCAUCUGAUAGACACUUUCAGGAUCGAAGUGUAAAGAUUUUAAGCUUGCUUAUGGCCUAUUAAUAAAAGUGCUGAAUCAAC
Mus pahari (shrew mouse) is the source of this 890-nucleotide messenger RNA. RefSeq names its product upper zone of growth plate and cartilage matrix associated (gene Ucma). Gene Ontology annotation, cellular component: extracellular matrix. Gene Ontology annotation, biological process: regulation of osteoblast differentiation; embryonic skeletal system development. The record is from RefSeq and is a predicted model, not a curated record. Lineage: Eukaryota; Metazoa; Chordata; Mammalia; Rodentia; Muridae. The coding region runs from base 131 to 547 and encodes 138 amino acids. The transcript is spliced from 5 exons.